Messenger RNA from Capsicum annuum, 4230 nucleotides. Its product is annotated as beta-D-glucosyl crocetin beta-1,6-glucosyltransferase-like. Lineage: Eukaryota; Viridiplantae; Streptophyta; Magnoliopsida; Solanales; Solanaceae. The record is from RefSeq and is a predicted model, not a curated record. Gene Ontology annotation, molecular function: UDP-glycosyltransferase activity. The transcript has a single exon. Bases 1 to 1365 code for a protein of 454 amino acids.
AUGGCUACAGAAGUAACAGAGCUUCGUAAAACAUUGAGGGUCCUGAUGUUCCCAUUUUUGGCUUAUGGACACAUCACUCCAUUUCUCGACUUAUCCAAGAAACUCGCGGAUAGAGGAUUCUUGAUUUGCCUUUGUUCUACGCCCAUCAAUCUCAAAUCCACCAAGCCAAAAAUCCCCGAAAAAUACUCUGAUUCAAUUCAGCUUGUCGAACUUCAUUUAGCAGAAUUGCCUGAACUUCCUCCUCAUUAUCAUACGACAAAUGGUCUCCCACCCCAUCUCAAUCACACACUUCAAAAGGCCCUGAAAAUGUCCAAACCAAACUUCGCAAAAAUCUUGCAAAAUCUGAAACCUGAUUUGGUCAUUUAUGAUGUAUUGCAGCAAUGGGCUGAAAACGUAGCGAAAGAACAAAACAUUCCAGCAGUCAGGCUCGGGAUUUCUGGUGCAGCUGCGAUUUCAUAUUUUUUCAACUUAGUAAGGAAACAAGGCGUUGGAUUCCCUUUUCCUGCUAUAUACCUCAGGAAAAUCGAGCAAGUAAAAAUGCGCGAAAUGUCGGCAAAAUAUGCUAAAGAUAAACAACCUGAUGAUGUGGAUGUUUUUGUUGAUGGAAAUACAAAAAUCAUACUGAUGAGUACCUCUAGAACAAUAGAGGCCAAAUACAUAGAUUUUCUCUUAGAAGUGAGCAAUUGGAAAGUUUUUCCAGUUGGUUCACCUGUCCAAGAUCCGAUCACUAGUGACGUGGAUAAAGUGGAGGUCAUUGAUUGGCUAGGAAUGAAAGAUGAGAAUUCAACUGUUUUUGUCUCCUUUGGGAGUGAGCAUUUCUUGUCAAAAGAAGACAUGGAGGAAAUGGCUUUCGGGUUGGAGCUAAGUAAUGUUAAUUUCAUAUGGGUUGCGAGAUUCCCAAUGGGAGAAGAGCAAAAUCUUGAAGAUGCUUUACCAAAAGGCUUUCUCGAAAGAAUUGGAGAUAGGGGAAGAGUUUUGGAUAAAUUUGCACCACAACCAAGAAUUCUAAAUCAUCCAAGUACCGGAGGAUUUAUAAGUCAUUGUGGUUGGAAUUCAGUAAUGGAAAGUAUAGAUUUUGGAGUUCCUAUUAUAGCGGUGCCUAUACGUAAUGAUCAGCCAAUUAAUGCUAGGUUGAUGGUAGAAUUGGGAGUUGCAGUGGAGAUUGUUAGAGAUGAUGAUGGAAAAAUUCACCAAGGAGAAAUUGCAGAAACUCUUAAAGACGUCAUAACAGGGAAAACAGGGGAAAAUCUGAGGGCCAAAGUGAGAGAUAUCAGCAAGAAUUUGAAAUCUAUAAGAGGUAAAGAGAUGGACGUUGCUGCUAAUGAGCUAAUUCAACUUUGUAAGAAGAGUAUAGCACAAAGUUGAAUUAGCUCAUUAGCAACAACGUCCAUCUCUUCACCUCUUAUUGAAAUAAUGUCAUAUGUUUGUAAUUCGAUUAACAUAAUUAUAUUAUCUGUGAGUGAUUUCUGGUUGAUCUUCAAAAUCUAUUGAGGUUGUAAUAAUAAGAAAAAAUAGAAUGCGACCUAUAAAUUGAUCCUACAUUAUGACAUUCUCAAGUAUGACUUUAUUUAGCUUUCAAUAUGAACUCUCAAUUCCAUGUUUGUUUCUUGUAGCAAUUAAUCAUGUAAUAAACAAAUUAGACAGCAAGAAGCAAAAAGAGGUGAUGAAUUUGCUAGGUAUGAAAGGAGAAAAGAAGAUUCUUUUUUUGUACAGUAUGGUUCCUCCUUUUGUUUGUUCAAAAGAAAAUUAGUACUGAAACUGGAAACUAUAUUUGUUAGGCAAACUUUUAGUAUGCAAGUUCCAACAUUCCCAGGACCUUGUAUUUUUGCUCAUGCAUAUUCAUUAAAUUAUACAUUAAUAUCUUCACAGCCAAGAAAAAAACUCUUCCAAACAGCAGGGCUAUAUGCUCAUUUGAUAUUGGAAUGCCGAAGUUGAUCAAAAUUAUUUGCAGAAGAGUAUUUCACUUGUUCAAGUAAGAGCGACGAAGCUUUUUGGAAUAUUUUGAUGUUGAAUUAAAAGUUUGUAUUGAUUUUGAAUUGACGAUAUGAUCUUCAGAAAAAGGAUGAAAAAACUGCAUAAACUAAUGUUACUCAUAUCAGAGGGCAGACACUUGAAUUUUGUUUAUGCUGUUUCACUAAUGUGUUAGUCGUGAGCUGCUUAACACCUAUUGGAUGUAAACAUUGCAGUGCAACCUUUGUGAUUUUCACUACAAUUUGCACUUUACAUCCAGUUUGAAUGUAAUAUGGAUUGAUAAUGUGUAAAGACUUGUUCUUGAGCUUCACUGCAUGCUAUUGGAUUUCUGAUGAAUAUACGCAUAUAUAAAAAGAAGUGUUCAUGUCAAUGGUUCCUCCAUCUACACUUUGACUUGAAAGUUACAAUCCUUCUUCUCUUUCAUUAAAACUAAAGGUUCCUCUAUCUACACUUUGACUUGAAAGUUACAAUCUUUCUCCUCCUUCGUUAAAACUAAAGAGAUCUCACCAAAUUGUUUCACUCGCCCAAAAUCAAUCCUCACCAGAUUCAAAUUCAAAUUCAUCAACGAACUUCAAGCCCGUGAAUUUUCUUAUCGCACAACUCUUCAACAACUUUCACGAUAAUAUUUAGAGUUUCUCCUAAUUUAAAUAUGUAAAAUUCAGAUAACAAACUAUUAAAUAAAGAAAUAUUGGAAGAAGAGGAGAUAGAAUUUGGAUUGUUGUUCGAUCUAGGUGUAUAUUGUUGCAGAAGUCCUCUAUUUUAUCAAGUGAGACUAACACGAGACAUUUGGAAAAUUAUUUGUGGUCCAUGUGAAGAAGAAGGGUUGAUAACCAUGAAGACCAAUUAAAAAAAUAAAAAUAAAAUCAAAAUUAGAAAUUAAUUAAAAGAUUAUAUGAUCCAAAAUUUGAAUUUUCAGUACUUGAGAUGGAGAUUAUAUUAAAGUGCAUUUAAUUUGUUGGUUUCAACAUCUAUACUAUUUAUACUUAUACGUAAACUUUGACCUAAAGUUAUUGUACAAGACACACCCUUGAUCACAUGCUUCUAUAGGAUCAAACCAGAAAGUUUGUUAGAUAUCAAAAGCCAUACUCAAACCAAAUGGUCUAAUUCCAUAUCGUUUAUCUCUUGUAAAUGCAAAAGUAGGUUAUUCUAUGUAAUAUUUUCAAUAACUAUAGUAAUAUCUCUUAAAAUUUUUAAGAUAAAAGUUAUUGAAGCCACCUAAAAUAAACUAGCAUACCAAGGUGGACCAGCACCUAGCAAUAUUUAACUUCUACUACUUACCUAAAUAAGAAAACCUAAUGUUGCGGGAGCAUUAUUUCCGGCGACUAAGUUCAUUCAAAUUGACUGAUACAAAUUCGAAUGGGCAAUGAGUAUUUGAGUUGUUAUUCGGUAUAUCUUAGGUAGGAAAAGAAGUAUUUAGUGACGACCCGUAUGAAUUACCCACCAGAUCAGGGAUCAAGUCUCGAACACUUUUAUAGGAAAUAGCAAUAAAUAAGAACAGACAAGUGCAAAAAUAUAAAUGACACAAGAUUUUUACGUGGAAACCUCACUGUUCAAGGGAGUAAAACCAUCACCUACCUCAUAGGAUUUCUCAAUCAUUUCACUAUCUUCAAGCAACGGUGAAUACAAACUCCUUAGUUGCAAGGAUUAAACUCUUAAUCUUUAGACAUCUUGCAACAACUCUAUUACAAGACCUCCCAAGCAAUAAUUCUAUUGCUACAAACUAAACCGACUAAUUCCAACCGAUUCAAGCACUGGCUAACUCUAGUCAUGAAAUGUCAACUAACUCUAGCUAACAUCAUUUUCAAUAAGAGAAAAUGAAAUUACAAAUUCACCUACAACAGCUUUACAAGAAAGAGUAAGUUUACACUUUUAAGAGUAAAUUAUAAAGACUCAGAUACAACAAAACUAAGAGCAGAAGAACUUUAGUCAAGCUAGUCCCUAUUGCUGAUGAGGACUUGCAGAUGAACUUGCAAGGAGAGAUCUUUCUUUUUGAGUGUGGAAAACCUUGACCUAGAUUUUUAUUCUUUUGAAUGUAUAAGAGACAUGAAAACCUAUAACCAUUUUCAUUGGUCGAGGUAAAAAGGCUGCAAAGCCUAUGCUUCCAUGCCCACUAACUUUCUAUCCGCACAAGUACAAGAUACAACUGGAAAUUUGAAGGUAAGAUAAAAAGUGAAACUGGUACCUUCGAUAGUGCUAAGAUUCAGAGAAUUUGAUGAAGGAAAGGAGGAAGAAGAGAGUGAUUUCUUAUUGAUAGGGAAU